Aspergillus costaricaensis CBS 115574 is the source of this 734-nucleotide messenger RNA. Its product is annotated as nuclear cap-binding protein subunit CBC2. The record is from RefSeq and is a predicted model, not a curated record. Gene Ontology annotation, cellular component: nuclear cap binding complex. The coding region runs from base 98 to 628 and encodes 176 amino acids. The transcript is spliced from 5 exons. Lineage: Eukaryota; Fungi; Ascomycota; Eurotiomycetes; Eurotiales; Aspergillaceae. Gene Ontology annotation, molecular function: RNA cap binding. Gene Ontology annotation, biological process: mRNA cis splicing, via spliceosome.
CUUCCUCUCGUUGUUUAGUGAACUCCGCUCACAUAGCUUGCCGGCGUUUAUUUGUCAUUUUCUUCCUUCGAUUCUUGCUUGCCUAAAGCCGAGCAUCAUGAGCACCCUUGUUCACAACACCGUCGAACGCCUCGACCGGCCGAGUGCCUACUACCUGGGCAAGAACAAGCGUCGCAAGUUCAGCCACGAUGAGGUCGAAAAGCCUGAAGAUCCCGUCGACAACCUAAAGGAUGCCACCACUCUUUACGUCGGUAAUCUUUCUUUCUACACCACCGAAGAGCAGAUCCACGAACUAUUUGCCAAGUGCGGCGAGAUUAAGCGUCUAGUUAUGGGUCUGGAUCGGUACAACAAGACCCCCUGCGGAUUUUGCUUCGUCGAGUACUACACCCACCAGGAUGCGCUGGACUGUUUGAAAUACAUUGGUGGCACAAAGCUGGAUGAGAGAAUCAUUCGGACGGAUCUGGAUCCUGGCUUCGAGGAGGGUCGGCAAUACGGACGUGGUAAAUCGGGUGGUCAGGUCCGCGACGAGUACCGCGAGGAAUACGACCCUGGCCGUGGUGGCUAUGGACGUGCCUAUGCGGAUGACCAGCGACGACGGGAGGAAGAGGAGUACGGCAAGGGUAAGUAAAAGGGGGAGACAGACAUAUUCAGGUUGGCGCAAAAACGGCGUUUUCAUAUGUACAAUCUAUUUCUAUCAUUGCUAGAAAGGCAUUCAAGAAAGAAAAAAUUUACAC